Chara braunii is the source of this 4701-nucleotide messenger RNA. The record is from the annotation of a GenBank genome assembly. NCBI's taxonomy places the organism in Eukaryota, Viridiplantae, Streptophyta, Charophyceae, Charales, Characeae.
CGCUCGUACAAGUCUGAGAACGCGCACUUUCUCCCUCACUGGGCAAUCCCGAUCCCAGCCUUGCGGGUCUACUGUCGUUUGCACUUUUUGUACAUUCUUCCACCGAAUGAAGAGGUCUUGCGAGUCCACGCAAGGCUGGGAUCGGGAUCGCCCUCUUAAGCCAUCCAAGAAGAAGAAGAAGAAGAAGAAGAAGAAGAAGAGCAAGAGGAAGAAGAAGAAGAAGAAGAAGAGGAAGAAGGAGAAGAGCAAGAGGAAGAAAUUGAUGGAGGUUGAAUCAGAGACGGAGGUGCGUCAAGUUGGGAGGAAGUCAAGAGAGAGUGAAGACGAUGCUAAGAGGCAGAAGGAUGGGGGGGGGACCACCGCCCAGAAGAAGAUGGACGUGAACUGAUUGAUAGCUUCCAGAAGAGAAAAGAGGAGGAGGAGGAAAGAGGAGGAGGAGGAGGAGGAGGAGGAGGAGGAGGACGGCGACGACGACGACGACGACGACGACGAGGAGGAGUUCACAGAAGAGACUGGCCAAGGACGUAGUCGUUACCAUUGUGAUGAUGAAGGGGAAGAGGGGGGGGGGGGGGGGGUGGGAGUAGGGGUCGGUGCAGAAUUAACGGCGCCGUCAUCAACAGGAAAGACGUCUGUCAUCCGGUCGUUGAUUAAGCACUAUACGAAGCAGAACAUGUCCGAUGUCAAGGGGCCGAUCACCAUUGUAUCGGGGAAGAAACGGCGGCUGCAAUUCCUCGAGUGCGCCAACGAUCUUAAUGCCAUGAUUGAUGCGGCAAAGGUUGCAGAUCUCGUGUUGCUGCUCAUCGACGGUAGCUUCGGCUUUGAGAUGGAAACAUUUGAAUUCUUGAACAUUCUUCAACUUCACGGCUUCCCGAAGGUGAUGGGAGUGUUGACACACCUCGAUCAUUUCAAGGACGCAAAGAAAUUGCGCAAAACAAAGAAACGGUUGAAGCAUCGUUUCUGGACGGAGAUCUACGAGGGUGCGAAGCUAUUCUACAUCAGCGGAAUGGUUCAUGGAAAGUACUCAAACCGGGAUGUUCUGAACCUUGCAAGAUUUAUCUCUGUGGCGAAGUUCCGGCCAUUGGUGUGGCGUUCUAGCCAUCCCUACAUGCUUGCAGAUCGUAUGGAGGAUGUGACCGACCCAGAGGACAUACGAGUGAACCCCAAAUGCGACAGGAAUGUGACAGUCUAUGGCUAUUUGCGCGGCUGCAACCUCAAGCAAAAUGCGAAGAUCCACAUUGCUGGUGUAGGCGAUUGCCGUGUUGCAGAGAUGAUGGCGUUGCCUGACCCAUGCCCUCUGCCAUCCGAACUGAAAAAGAGGAAGCUGAACGAAAAGGAAAAGCUGCUGUAUGCACCCAUGUCUGAUGUGGGAGAGAUGCUUUAUGACAAGGAUGCUAUCUACAUUAACAUUCAAGACCAUCUCGUGCAAUUCUCUAAGAAAGAGAUGGAUGAGAAGACUGCCGAUGAUGGAGUCAAACACCAAGAGGGUGCUGAAACAAAGGAUAAAGCCACAGGCACGAAGGAUGUUGGUGAGGUGAUGGUUCGGACGCUGCAAGACACAAAGUAUACAAUAGAUGAAAAGCUUAGGCAGAGCAACAUCCAGCUGCUUCCGGGCAUGACUCUGUCUAACCUUGCACCAGAGAAUGGCACAGAUCGUGAAAGUGAUGGUGAGGAGAGUGAAGAGGGUAGUGAGGAGAGAAGUGGGGACGAUCUGGAGGAAGGUGCCAACAGCGAGGAGGGAGAGGAGGAGGAAGAGGAGAAGGAGGGAGAGGAAGAGGAGGAGGAGGAGGGGGAGGAGGAGGAGGAGGAGAAGAUGGAUAAGAAGAGUAAGAAGGUUGAAAGGGAAAGCAAAGGUGACCACAUGAAUGGGAUGGGGAAAAGUGGCAAAGGAGACGGUUCAACUGGGGUCAUGGGGAGGGUGUCAGAGGAAAUUGUCCAAUCGGGGGGGCGGAUGAGAAGGAGAGCUGUAUUUAGCGACAAGAAGGCUGAAACCGAUGGCAUGAAAGGGACCGACGAUUCCAGUAAAAAGGAAAACCGAGACGGCAAGGAUCAAUCAAGAGAGCAACUGAAAUUUGACGGAUCCAGCGAUGAAAGUGACAGUGAUGAAGACAGUGAAGAUGAUGAAGCCCAGAAACAGGAAGUAGAAGAUGAUGCAAAUAAUGAGGAGGAGGAGGACGAGGAGGAAGAGGAAGAAGAAGAUGACGAUGAGGGGGAAGAAGAGGAAGAGGAGGAAGAAGAGGACGAAGAGGAAGAUGAUGAUGAUGAGGAGGAGGAGGACGAGGAGGAAGACAAGGAUGAGGAGGAGGACGUUAAGGAUGCAAAAACCAAAAAUGCGCAUCGGCGGAUGCAGCGGUCUGUUGGAAAGGAGGAGGAAGAGGAGGAGGAAUCUGAUGAAGAAAAUGAUCUAAUCACAAGAAAGAGGAUUGAACAAGCAGCGGAGGAACGCUUGAAGCUCUCAGAUACAGAUGAACCAGGACAUGAUGAAGUAAACGGUCUGAUGAAGGAGCUUCUGAAUGCAUUUAUGGGAAGCAGCAGCCCAUCAAAUCCUGAGCAUCAUGACGAUGAUGAUGAUGAUGAUGAUGAUGAUGAUGAUGAUGAUUGUGAUGAUGAUCGUGAUGACGAUCGUGAUUAUCGCCCUCAUUUACACUUGAUGAUGACGCAGUCAACGGUCUGUGAUGAUGUAGGUGGAGGCCAAGGGAUAAGCAACCGGUGGAAGGAGGGACUGGUGGAGAAAUCGGCAAACACAUUCGCCAAGAAGAUCAAUCUGAUGGAACUUGUCUAUGGGUCAUUAGAGGGCCCUGAAAGGAGCAGUCUCCUGAGAAAUGACGACAGUGACGAGGAUGGUGAUGCUCCUGAGGAGUUGUUUCGCCACCGCCGUGCUUCGCACAAGAUCAUAGAGUCGAUCAGGGAUCGAUUCGUGACUGGGGACUGGGAGAAAGCAGCUUUGAGGAACAAAGGGGAUGGAGGAGAAGGAGAGAGUGGUGACGAUGAUGGUGACGAGGAAGUCUUCGGGGAUUUCGAGGAUCUAGAGACAGGAGAGAAACAUGGUGCUGGUCACAAGGGGUCACAGAAUCCAGCGGCAGGGAGUAAAGGAGCAGAAGCGGAAGAGAGGCGCGAUGAAGAUGAGAAUGACGAGGAUGACGAAAAGAAACCAGAGAAGCAUGGUGCUGGCCGCAAGGAAAUGGAGAAAAGUUAUUACGACCAGAUAAAGGAGGAAAUGGAGCUGCAGAAACAGAGGAACAAGGCAGAGCUUGCGGGACUGGAUCCCAAGACCCGCGUCGAGAUGGAGGGGUUCCCAGGGGGCUCGUACAUGCGCCUUGAGCUGAAGGGCAUGCCUUACGAAAUGGUGGCGUUUUUCGACCCAAGGAAGCCCCUCUUGAUCGGUGGCUUGGCGGCACAUGAGGAGUCAACUGGCUAUAUGCAGGUUCGCUUGAAGAGGCACAGAUGGCAUGAGAAAGUUCUGAAGAACCGCGAUCCUUUGGUGGUAUCCUUAGGCUGGCGACGAUAUCAGACUUUGCCAGUUUACGCAAUUGAAGACCAAAAUGGGCGCCACCGAAUGCUGAAGUACACCCCGGAGCACAUGCAUUGCCGUGCUAUCUUCUGGGGGCCUCUCGCUCCUCCGAACACAGGUCUUGUCGCCUUCCAAAUGCUCUCAAACAAUCAGUCCUCAUUUCGCAUAUGCGCGACGGGGGUGGUUCUGGAGCUGGAUCAAUCGUUUCGCAUUGUGAAAAAGUUGAAGCUUGUUGGAUAUCCAUACAAGAUUAUGAAGAACACAGCGUUUCUGCGGAGGAUGUUUACGUCGGAAUUGGAGGCAGCGCGGUUCGAGGGCGCAAUUGUGCGCACUGUGAGCGGCGUUAGAGGACAGAUCAAACGGGCUGUGCGUCCGGGAUCGAAGUUUGGUCGAAAGGAGGGGGGGGAAGUGCGGUGCACUUUCGAAGACAAAAUACUGAUGAGCGAUAUCGUCUUCCUUCGAGCAUGGGUUAACGUGGACGUGCCUCGAUACUUCAACCCGGUCACAAAUCUGUUAAGUGCCGACGAGAUGGGCUGGAAGGGCAUGAAAACAGUCUCACAGCUGCGAAGAGAGAAGGGACUGCCUGUGCCAGUGAACAAUGACUCUCUUUACAAGGUACACGUCCCAAUUGAAAGGACUCCGCGCAAGUUCAAUCCGCUGAAGAUACCGAAGACGUUGCUAGCAUCGCUGCCUUUCGAGUCAAAGCCAAAGGAUUCACUGAAGUUAAAAAAGCUGGACAGACCGGCUAUUAUUGCGGAACCGUUGGAGAGGAAGAUUCGGAACAUGAUGGCAGAGCUGACAACCAUCCGCAACGAAAAGGCUAAGAAGCGGAAAGAGCAGCACAAGAAAAAGGUGCUUGAGCACCAGAAAAAGACGGAGAAAGAUGAAGCAGUGCGCAAGCAGAUCGCAAAAUCGGAGAGGAAGAAGCGGUACCGUGAGGAGGGUUUGAAAGAGAAGGCAAAAGAAGCAGCAUUCCAUCGAGAAAGUGCAGAUGUGAGUAUGACGACUUAGUGAUUCCAGACAGCAAUUGCAGCCAGAUUCCAUCGAGAAAGUGCACAUGUGAGUAUGAAGACUUAGUGAGAUUCCACGUGGACGGGAAUAGAAUCUUGAGGGAAGAUUUGUUUGACGGGAGGAGUUCCGCUUCUAGAGUGGAAAUCGAUCGUCAACAACAUGAACAAAACAGUUUUGCAAUC